AUGAACUCAACUCCAAGUCGCUAUGACCCAAUUGCUUGGGAGGCUUAUGGAUGGGCCCAUGGAGACGAAAGUCCCUCUACAGGCCCCUCUUCCGGCACAGUAGCCGCUCGAAAUCUGCAGACUCGAAAGUAUCGUGCUACUCAAAUUCGCGGCCCUUCCACUCGUGAUGUGCAAAUAACUGUAUCUCGAGACAAGUUGGAUGUACAGGCCUCCAAGUUACCGAAGAUCUUCCGCGGUGGUUCAAAAUCUCUAACAAUUCCCAUGUCCUACGUCCUAGAUUGCGUUAUCUGCUCAUCAAAUGCUGCAGCAUCCGGUGACUUGUCCAUCAUGCCUUUCAACAAGGUUCCCUUCGUCAUCUCCUAUCUUAAGCCCCCGUCGAACGACAAGUCCGGAAACGAUAAUAUGCCUCAGUCCUCCUCCGUGGAGGGGUGCAAACAAGGUGACGGUGAAGAUAAGCUUGUGUGCAAUUUCACCCUGGAGGAUGUAGUCCGACUGGAAUUUGAGGCUCAGUGGAGUUCGGCGCGCGCCAUCUUCAAUCAAAUCAAGGUGAUUCUCUCCUGCUGUCCUUCGCAACUUCGUGACGAUUAUGUCAACCUUCGACUUGCUCCCGCGACAAUUUCGCAAUCUUAA
Rodentolepis nana is the source of this 630-nucleotide messenger RNA. Lineage: Eukaryota; Metazoa; Platyhelminthes; Cestoda; Cyclophyllidea; Hymenolepididae. The record is from the annotation of a GenBank genome assembly.